This is a messenger RNA of Megalopta genalis, 2833 nucleotides long. RefSeq names its product nuclear factor NF-kappa-B family member relish (gene Rel). Gene Ontology annotation, biological process: regulation of DNA-templated transcription; signal transduction. Gene Ontology annotation, molecular function: DNA-binding transcription factor activity, RNA polymerase II-specific; protein binding; RNA polymerase II cis-regulatory region sequence-specific DNA binding. The record is from RefSeq and is a predicted model, not a curated record. Gene Ontology annotation, cellular component: cytoplasm. NCBI's taxonomy places the organism in Eukaryota, Metazoa, Arthropoda, Insecta, Hymenoptera, Halictidae.
AUGCGAUUGAUCACGACUGUUACUGCAACAUAGCAAUUUGUUUAUUUUGGAGUUUUUCUACGAUAACUUUAUUUAUAUCAUUUUUGUUUGCUAGUUUUUUUUUAUAACUUAUACACCGAACAAUAGUUGUUUGUGUGACCUUAAAAAUAUACAUAAUGCGUGAACUUUUUGAAAAUUACGCGAUUUGCGAGAAUGUAACCGAAAGCCAGAAUUAUCCUUCUUACGGACAUGACUUAGAAAUGAUGAGUAAUCAGGAUGUACUUAGUCCAUACACUGGAUCUCAAGGAACAAGUGCUGCAUCGCCUAUUUCAACAUCUUUAUCACCAUUGUAUAAUAUGGAUGUAUCAAUGAGUUCUUUCAGAGAUGUUACAGCCCUUGGCGAACCGUAUCUUACAAUUUUGGAACAACCAAUUGAGAAAUUUCGAUUUCGAUAUAAAUCGGAAAUGAUAGGAACACAUGGAAGUUUAGUGGGUUCAAAUGUUGGUAGUGGUCGCAAUAAACAUGCGCCAACUGUUCAGUUACAUAAUUUCCCCGUAAGAGCAAAAAUACGAUGUACGUUAGUUACAUCCGAUGAGAACGCAAGGAUACCUCAUGCCCACAGAUUGGUACGUAGAGUUAAUGGCGAAGACUGCGAUGAUCCUCAUAUAAUUGACGUCACUCCAGAAAAUGGCUUCAUUGCAACAUUUCAUGGAAUGGGAAUUAUACACACAGCAAAGAAAUAUGUAAAAGAAGAACUUGUUAAAAAAAUGCGAUUAGAAGCAAUUGAAAAAAAGAAAAGGGAAAGCGGAACCAAUACUCUCACAACACGAGAAGAAGCUCAGAUCAAACAUGAUGCUGAUACGUAUCAGAAAUGUGUAAACCUAAAUAGCGUUGCAUUGUGUUUUCAAGCGUUCAUGUUGAAUGAAUACAACGUUAUGACACCAAUACCAAAUUGUAUUGUCUAUUCAAAUCCUAUUAAUAAUCUCAAAAGUGCAUUAACUGGAGAAUUGAAAAUAUGUAGAAUUGAUAAACUCAGUAGUAGUGUUGAAGGAGGCGAAGAAAUUUUCUUACUUGUAGAAAAAGUAGGAAAAAAGAACAUAAAAGUAAAAUUGUUUGAGUUAAAUGACGACAACAAUGAAAUUUGGAGUGAUUAUGGUCGCUUUUCAGAAUUGGAUGUACAUCACCAAUAUGCAAUUGUAUUUCGAACACCACGAUAUAGAGACGUCAAUAUUACAUCUUCAAAGCAAGUCUUCAUACAAUUAGAGAGACCGACUGAUGGUGAUUGUUCUGAACCAUUAAAAUUUACUUAUAAACCAAGCGAUAGAAUUAUAGGAAGAAAACGCCAAAGAAUGUCCCACUCUGGAAGCAGUGAUUUAUCGAACUUUGUAUUACCUAAUUUUAAUACUGAAAUAGAAAAUAUAUCAGGACUUUCAAGCGGAGAUAGUCGAGAAAUUUCGACAGAAAUAAAAAAGCUCUUAUCAAGCGGUUCAGCCGAGAAUUCAACGUUUAUUAAUAACUUAAACUUGGAAGAAUAUUUAGCAGAAUUUCUCUCCAAUGAGGACGCUUUGGUAACCGAUGGCCCAUCAUCUAAACAACAUGAGAAUGAUUUAAUGUUCCCGAAAAAUAUACUUAUGGUCGCUAUGAAACACAUGAAGUCAGAUCAAAGUAAUAAUAGAGCGCAUAUACGUCAGCUGCUUAAAGACCGUUCCACGUUUGGAGAUUCUCCAUUGCACGCAGCACUCCGAAACGGUCAACGUGACAUUGUCAAGUAUAUAUUAAUGUUGAUAAGCUUCGACAACGAUUGCAAGAUACUUGUCAAUGAACAGAAUAGUUCUGGAAAGACACCACUGCACUAUGCAGUCCUACAAAAUCAACCAGAUAUCAUGAGAGCAUUACUCAAGCUCGGUGCUGAUCCAAACCGAUCGGAUGAACACGGAUGUUGUCCAUUACACAUGGCUGUGAGAAAUCCUCAAGCUGCUGCCUGUGUUAGAACUUUGUUAUCGGAUAAAAAAACUAAAAUGGAAAUUCAUGACGAUGCCGGAUGGGCACCAUUACACCUCGCAGCUGAAGCUGGCUCAUUUAAUGCGGUACGUUUACUUGUUGAAGCUGGGACAAACGUAAAUAGUACCGAUAUGUCAUAUGGUCGAACUGCAUUACAUAUUGCUGUAGAUGGUGGACACAAAGAAAUUGUGGAAUAUUUAUUGAGUGAGACAAAUAUUGCCAUAAACAAAAGAAACUUUAGCGGAAAUACUGCCUUACACUCAGCAGUUGUAUAUUCUGGUACACGAGCAAAGGAACUAUGCGCGUUGUUAAUCAAAUACGGAGCAGAUCCAUACAUUGAAAAUCAUAAUAAAGAAUCAAGCGAUGUUGAAAAGAGGAGUACACAUGUAAAAGAAGAAAUAAAUUCUGAUAAUGAAAACACUGAAGAAAUGAAUGGACAAUCGUCUUUUGAUUUAGCGAUGAAUAAACCAGAUAUUUUGCAGCUUCUUAAUGGUCAGGCUGAAGAAUCAUCGAAUAAAAUGUCUUCAGUUUCCACAAAACUGGAAGUGGAAGACGAGGAUUUGCAGAAAGAAUGGUUAAAUAAUGAACAAAAACAAGAAUUGUCCAAUAUUCUUGAUAAAACACAAGGAUGGAGACAACUUGCGAAACAUUUGAAAUUUGAAUACAUGUUAAGAACACUGCAACAAAGUUCGUUGAGCCCAACUCAACUUUUAUUAAAUUACAUAGACAUUCAAUCAUCUAUAUCCCUAAAUGAUCUGCAAACUGCGUUGAAAGAUAUUGGGGAAACCCAAGCAGCAAAUUACGUAAAUAAAAUAUUAAUUGUACGUUCGUGAAAUACAUCAUUCAACAAUUA